CCCCGCCGACCCCGCGCCCGCCGCCAUGGGCGCCGCGGCCCUGCGCGCCCUGCCCUGGGCCCUGCUGCUGCUGGGGCCGCUGCUGCCCGGCCAGGGCUUGCAGGCCAACUCCGAGCCCCCGCAGCGGCACCCGGCCCCUCUGCCCGCGGGCGAGAGCGGCGGCUUCACCACGGCGCCGCCCGGCUCUGCCCAGGAGAUCCUGCCGCUGCACCGGCAGCCGGCCAACGCCUCGGCAGAGGAGCACGCCAAGCCCCGCAAAGCCUUCCCCGUCCUGGGCAUCGACUACACCCACGUCCGCAUCCCCUUCGAGAUCUCCCUCUGGAUCCUCCUGGCCUGCCUCAUGAAGCUGGGCUUCCAUGUGAUCCCUUCAGUGUCCAGCAUCGUUCCUGAGAGCUGCCUGCUCAUCGUGGUGGGCCUUUUGGUUGGGGGCCUCAUCAAAGGGGUGGGUGAAAAGCCCCCCAUCCUCAAGUCAGACAUCUUCUUCCUCUUCCUCCUCCCACCCAUCAUCUUGGAUGCCGGCUAUUUCCUCCCCUUGCGCCAGUUCACCGAGAACCUGGGCACCAUCCUCAUCUUCGCCGUGGUGGGGACACUCUGGAAUGCCUUCUUCUUGGGUGGCUUGAUGUAUGCCGUGUGCCAGCUCGGUGGCCCUGGCCUCAACCACAUCGGCCUCUUGGCCAACCUGCUUUUCGGCAGCAUCAUCUCGGCUGUGGACCCGGUGGCCGUGCUUGCUGUCUUUGAGGAGAUCCACAUCAAUGAGCUGCUCCACAUCCUGGUCUUCGGGGAGUCCCUGCUCAAUGAUGCUGUCACGGUGGUCCUCUACCACCUCUUUGAGGAGUUUGCCAACUUCGAGCAGGUGACCAUCAUCGACAUCAUCCUCGGCUUCCUCAGCUUCUUCGUGGUGUCGCUGGGCGGCGUCUUCGUGGGUGUCAUUUAUGGGGUGAUCGCUGCCUUCACGUCCCGCUUCACCUCCCACAUCCGAGUCAUCGAGCCCCUCUUCGUCUUCCUCUACAGCUACAUGGCCUAUCUCUCUGCUGAGCUCUUCCACCUCUCCGGCAUCAUGGCGCUCAUCGCCUCUGGUGUGGUCAUGCGGCCCUAUGUGGAAGCCAACAUCUCCCACAAGUCCCACACCACUAUCAAGUACUUCCUCAAGAUGUGGAGCAGUGUGAGCGAGACCCUCAUCUUCAUCUUCCUGGGUGUCUCCACUGUGGCUGGCCACCACUACUGGAACUGGACCUUUGUCAUCAGCACACUGCUCUUCUGCCUCAUUGCAAGGGUUCUAGGUGUCCUGGUCCUCACCUGGUUCAUCAACAAGUUCCGAAUCGUGAAGCUGACGCCAAAAGACCAGUUCAUCAUCGCCUACGGGGGCCUGCGGGGAGCCAUCGCCUUCUCCCUCGGGUACCUCCUGGACUACAGGCAUUUUGGCAUGAGGGACAUGUUCCUCACAGCCAUCAUCACAGUCAUCUUCUUUACCGUUUUCGUGCAGGGCAUGACCAUCCGGCCCUUGGUGGACCUGCUGGCUGUAAAGAAGAAGCAGGAGACAAAGCGCUCCAUCAAUGAAGAGAUCCACACGCAGUUCUUGGAUCACCUUCUGACAGGGAUCGAAGAUAUCUGUGGUCACUACGGGCAUCACCACUGGAAGGACAAGCUGAAUCGCUUCAACAAGAAGUACGUGAAGAAGUGCCUGAUCGCGGGGGAGCGCUCCAAGGAGCCCCAGCUCAUCGCGUUCUACCAUAAGAUGGAGAUGAAGCAGGCAAUCGAGCUGGUGGAGAGCGGGGGCAUAGGCAAGAUCCCCUCUGCUGUCUCCACUGUGUCCAUCCAGAACAUCAACCCCAAGACGCUCCCUGUGGAGCGCGCCCUUCCCGCCCUCUCCAAGGACAAGGAGGAGGAAAUCCGGAAAAUCCUCCGCAACAACCUGCAGAAGACCCGGCAGAGGUUGAGAUCCUACAACCGGCACACGCUGGUGGCUGACCCCUACGAGGAGGCCUGGAAUCAGAUGCUGCUGCGGAGGCAGAAGGUCCGGCAGCUGGAACAGAAGAUGAACAACUACCUGACGGUGCCGGCUCACAGGCUGGAUUCACCCACCAUGUCCCGGGCUCGCAUAGGCUCAGACCCUCUGGCCUAUGAACCCAAGGCAGACUCUGAGAACCUGCCCAUCAUCACCAUCGACCCAGCCUCGCCGCAGUCCCCGGAAUCCGUGGACCUGAUGAAUGAGGAGCCCAAGGGCUGCAGUGGGCUCCCUCCCUCGCCGGAGGAGGAUGAGGAGGGGCUGGUGAUGCAGGUGAAGGAGCCUUCCUCACCGGGCACUGACGAUGUCUUCACCCCGGGCACCGGUGACAGCCCCAGCAACCAGCGGAUGCUGCGAUGCCUCAGUGACCCGGGGCCUCGGCCAGAGCCUGAGGAAGGGGAGCCCUUCAUCCCCAAGGGGCAGUAGCCAGCGUGCAAAGCCUCACGCGCCUCCAGACCAUUUCUCUCUCUUCAUUUCUUCUUUCUCUGCUCUCCCUUUUGGUUUCCUCUAUCACUACACACCGGCUUCGGGAAGGGGAGACUGUCCUGGAUGGGCUGGGAUCGCCAGGACAGCUUUGCCUAGCGCGCCCUGGGCUGGCCCCGAGGAGCGGGGAAGGAGCCCCCGGGAUGCACUGAGCUCCUCAGCCUGGGGGGGACGGACAAUUCACCCCCAGGGCUGGGCUUUGGGAUUUGCAGGUGCCCCGGAGGGGCUUCCCUGGAGGCUGCCCACAGGGUGGGCUCUGGCCAGGGAGCUGGGGGUGUCCGUGACGGCUGCCCCAUGGCACUGGUUCACCUCUCCCUGGCUUGUGCUUUCCCUGCUUCGGAGCAGAGGUAGGAGGACAGGAGCCAGGCUCCGCACCAGGGACCCUCCCGGGGACCUCAGGCUCACGUCGCUACUCCCGCCUUGGCCACUUCCCCCCCGGAGCCCCUCUGGCCCCGCAUUCCACGCCAGGUCUUGUUCAAUAGAUAUCCUAGAGCCAUGCAAGGGGGAGCCGGGGCCCCUCGCUCCGAGUGGCCUUGCAAGCCUGGGCCUUUCCAUCCCUCCUGGAACCGCUGCCACCCGUCCCCAUGGGACCCUCUGCCCCUCGCCCCGUGCCUGCGCGGCACCGGCUGCUCCUUAACCAAAGAUGGGUCCAGGCUCCCCGGUGUGGGGAGGGGGCAUGUGGGGGUU
Molecule: messenger RNA, 3175 nt
Organism: Neopsephotus bourkii (Bourke's parrot)
Lineage: Eukaryota; Metazoa; Chordata; Aves; Psittaciformes; Psittacidae
Gene: SLC9A1
Product: solute carrier family 9 member A1
Exons: 12
Coding region: 26-2431 (801 amino acids)
Biological process (GO): regulation of pH; sodium ion transport; proton transmembrane transport
Cellular component (GO): membrane
Molecular function (GO): sodium:proton antiporter activity
Source: RefSeq, a predicted model, not a curated record